Molecule: messenger RNA, 510 nt
Organism: Leishmania mexicana MHOM/GT/2001/U1103
Lineage: Eukaryota; Euglenozoa; Kinetoplastea; Trypanosomatida; Trypanosomatidae
Exons: 1
Coding region: 1-510 (169 amino acids)
Source: RefSeq, a predicted model, not a curated record
AUGGAAGGCCGGCUUAAACAGUGCAGUGCUAUGCACGCGUCUGUUGCAGCUCCUGAACAAAGCGGACGAAGCAACUCAGAGCUAACCUGUGUUAAUCGGGACUUGUCAGAGAAGCUUAGAAGCUGCGAAAACGCGAAUUUCAACCUGAGCGCAAGGAACCGUGAACUCCGCAAGGAGGUUGUGGUGUUGCAGGCGGAAAAUGAAGCUCUACGUCGACAGAAAGGGAACGAUGAGGACACUUUAGAGCAUCUGCGAGAGCUGAUUCGUGAAAGUGAACGGAAAGAGCGUCGUCUCCUGGAGAGGGUGGCUGCGCGGGAGCUGGAAGCCGGGUCGCCGUUGCAUGAAAGCGAAUUUCAGGAGAUUAUUCGCAGCAGCCAACAGCAUUUGACGGCCUUUUACGAGGAAAAGAUGUGUGCUAUGCAGGCCGAGAUGGAUCGUUUCUACGCUCACGCAUCGGCGUGCAUCCAAGAGAAGGAUACUAUUAUUGAAGCGUUGAAGGAAACAACGUAG